CCCCGUAUAAGAAACCCUUCCCCCAUCCUCGCCACCGCCGCCACCGCCGCUGCGUCUUCUUCCCCGCGCGUCCUCGCUCUCCGAUCCGAAGGUAAGAUGGCGGUGCCGUUGCUGACGAAGAAGAUCGUGAAGAAGAGGGUGAAGCAGUUCAAGAGGCCCCAUAGCGACCGCUACCUGUGCCUCAAGCCAAGCUGGCGCAGGCCAAAGGGUAUUGACUCCCGUGUCAGGAGAAAGUUCAAGGGAUGCACCUUGAUGCCCAACAUUGGUUACGGCUCUGACAAGAAGACCAGGCACUACCUCCCUAACAAGUUCAAGAAGUUUGUGGUACACAAUGUCUCUGAGCUGGAGUUGCUCAUGAUGCACAACAGGACCUACUGCGCUGAGAUCGCCCACAAUGUCUCUACAAAGAAGCGCAAGGAGAUUGUUGAGCGUGCCGCGCAGCUCGACAUCGUGGUCACGAACAAGCUUGCCAGGCUCCGUAGCCAGGAGGACGAGUAGACUGUUCUAUCUUCAGUGUAAUGUUUUGGUCUGGUUUGAUGAUACGAAACUGUCCCACCUCCAAGUAUUCUCCUUCCAAUCUUUGUGGUACUGAGAAAUAUAACUGUUAUGCCAACGUUUUUGCUACCAGCAGCUACUCUAAUGUGGCCAAAUCUACUAUUGCAUCAUUAGUCUAUAAACACUGUCCGCAUUUCGCA
Messenger RNA from Oryza brachyantha (malo sina), 695 nucleotides. Its product is annotated as 60S ribosomal protein L32-1-like. Gene Ontology annotation, molecular function: structural constituent of ribosome. Gene Ontology annotation, cellular component: ribosome; cytosolic large ribosomal subunit. Lineage: Eukaryota; Viridiplantae; Streptophyta; Magnoliopsida; Poales; Poaceae. The coding region runs from base 97 to 498 and encodes 133 amino acids. The record is from RefSeq and is a predicted model, not a curated record. The transcript is spliced from 4 exons. Gene Ontology annotation, biological process: translation.